Molecule: messenger RNA, 1404 nt
Organism: Carassius auratus (goldfish)
Lineage: Eukaryota; Metazoa; Chordata; Actinopteri; Cypriniformes; Cyprinidae
Exons: 9
Coding region: 1-1326 (441 amino acids)
Biological process (GO): cell-matrix adhesion
Source: RefSeq, a predicted model, not a curated record
AUGAAGGUCCCCAGUGGUCCUGAAGUGUUUCUGUUUCAUGUCUUCGCCCUUCAGGAGGAAGUGGCCUACAAAACCCCAGUGCACUGGAGGAGGAGUACCACUGACCCCAUCAGGUGGAUCACUGCAGAUCCCUGCUAUAACUACACUGUGCUGGAUGAUCCUAGGAGAUCCACAGACAAUCGAUAUUCCUACGAAUUAAUGUGUGACGUAUGGGUCAGCUGGAGCGGCUGGUACCGUCUCUUCAUUCAUGGUCAGAGCGCUCAGAUGCCAGACACAUGUGUUGAUAAGUAUAGCUGUGGCACUAAUGUCCCGCUGUGGCUGAACGGAGGUCAUCCGAAUGUUGCGGAUGGAGUGGUCACUCGAGGCGUCUGUGGUCACUGGUUCAAUAACUGCUGCCGUACUCCAUCCAGUUCCAUUAGAGUCAAAGCCUGUCCAGGAGGUUAUUAUGUCUAUGAGUUUGUGGUGCCAGUUACCUGCCAUUUGGCAUACUGUGCAGGACGAGGAAUAUUCUACCCAUUCGGCUGGGCAGUAGGAGACGCAAUAAAUCCUGUUGUUGAUGAUGAAAGCUCCUCUGUUAUUCAGCUGUCGAGUCCAUUUCUGUUCUUUGGUCGCACAUACCAGCAGAUUUAUGUGAAUAAUAAUGGACACCUCACAUUCAACAAGGCUUCAGCGGAAUAUGUUCCAUAUUCAUUUCCUGGUUAUGAAAGCCAGGAUAUAAUCGCUGGUCUCUGGACAAACCUCGACAACAGUGUGAGAGGUUUUGUAUCUUAUCAGCAGUACACCAGUGGAGAUGUUCUCUCUCAGGCCACUCAGGACAUAAACACACAUUUCCCAAAUCUGACUUUCACUGCUUCUCGGGUUUUUGUUGCAACGUGGAAUAAAGACGCUUACUCCAACUCAACCAUCACAGAAACAUCGUUUCAAGUGGUUUUAAUUUCAGGCAGUAAUUCUUCAUUUAUUCUGAUGAAUUAUGGUGAGAUUGCUGAAACAGGACUUCCAGUGCAGGCUGGUUAUGACACAAUAAACUCUACACACUACUUUGUGGUUCCUGGGUCAGACAGCGGCAGCUUCAUCUCAAACCUCAGGAACUCCAGUAAUGUUGAUGUUCCCGGCCAAUGGGCCUUCAGAGUGGACAGCGGACCAAGAAACAGCCUCUUGAAAAACAAUGUUGUUAGUUUUCGAGUGAGACUUUCCUCAUUUUCAGACCUAACACAGAGUGGAAACACUGAAAGGCUUUUACAGAAAAUGAAACAGGAGCUGGUCAAAUACGGUCUGCCAAACAACUGUGAGCUGAAGUUAAGAAAACUGCAAAAGAUAAAGCCAUAAUUACAGUUUCCUUCAGAAAAAGUCAAACUGGUUUGUUUACCAUCUGACAGCAAAUAUCCCUGAUGACUGAUGAUGUAA